This is a messenger RNA of Debaryomyces hansenii CBS767, 1032 nucleotides long. RefSeq names its product replication factor C subunit 3 (gene RFC3). NCBI's taxonomy places the organism in Eukaryota, Fungi, Ascomycota, Pichiomycetes, Serinales, Debaryomycetaceae. The transcript has a single exon. The record is from RefSeq and is a predicted model, not a curated record. Gene Ontology annotation, biological process: DNA-templated DNA replication; DNA repair. Gene Ontology annotation, molecular function: DNA clamp loader activity; ATP hydrolysis activity; DNA binding. The coding region runs from base 1 to 1032 and encodes 343 amino acids. Gene Ontology annotation, cellular component: nucleus; Ctf18 RFC-like complex; Elg1 RFC-like complex.
AUGAAAACUUGCCAUGGUAUGUUGAAUUUUUAUUCCAAACUAGUUUAUGUAGGUCAAUUACUAAUACUCUUCAGGGUUGAGAAGUAUCGUCCAGAUUCCUUGGAUGAGGUGUACGGGCAACAAGAUAUAGUUGACACUGUUCGAAAAUUUGUUCAUGAAGGUAAACUACCACAUUUGUUGUUUUAUGGACCACCUGGUACCGGUAAGACAUCUACUAUUAUAGCAUUAGCCAGAGAAAUUUAUGGACCAAAUUAUAAGAAUAUGGUAUUGGAAUUGAAUGCAUCUGAUGACAGAGGUAUCGAUGUGGUUAGAAAUCAGAUCAAGAACUUUGCUUCAACUAUGCAAAUCUUUAGCAAGGGGUUCAAAUUGAUUAUUUUAGAUGAAGCAGAUGCAAUGACAUCUGUUGCUCAGAAUUCUUUGAGAAGAAUUAUUGAAAAGUAUACUAAAAAUACGAGAUUUUGUAUACUAGCAAACUAUUCCCAUAAAUUGAAUCCUGCUUUAAUAUCUAGAUGCACAAGGUUCAGAUUUCAACCAAUUGGAGAAUCGGCUAUUCAAGAAAGACUUAAGAAUGUGAUAAUAAAGGAGAAUCUAAGCAUUAAUGAAGAGGCAGAAAAGACAUUACUUAAAUUAUCUAACGGUGACAUGAGAAGAGCACUCAAUGUACUUCAAGCUGUCAAAGCUUCAUUGGAUCACGACGACGAUGAAAUUGACCAAGACAUGAUAUAUGAAUGUAUUGGAGCGCCUCAUCCCCAAGAUAUCGAAACCGCGUUAGACUCCAUAUUGAAAGAUGACUGGACAACAUCAUUCUUGACUAUUGAUCAAUACAAGAGAACAAAAGGAUUGGCAUUGAUUGAUAUGAUACUGGGUUUUGUUGAAAUUUUGAAUAAUUAUCAAUUGAAGCCCAAGACAAGAAUUGAAAUUUUGAAGGGGUUAUCAGAAGUUGAAUACGGUAUCUCAAAAGGUGGUAAUGAAAAAAUUCAGACUAGUACAAUAAUAGGCGUUAUUAAGGACGCGUUGGAAUUCGAAAAAUAG